Molecule: messenger RNA, 1965 nt
Organism: Chara braunii
Lineage: Eukaryota; Viridiplantae; Streptophyta; Charophyceae; Charales; Characeae
Source: the annotation of a GenBank genome assembly
GUGGACGGAAAUGUGAACGAAAUACGAGGAUAAUCACCGUGCGUUCUGUUCCGGCGAACGCGGUAGCCUCCCAACGCGUGGUCACGCAUGGUGAUUAUCGCCGUAUCUAGACCGAAAUUUGGCCACGCAUGGUGAUUAUCGCCGCAUCUAGAGCGAACUUUGGCCCAAGUACAGGGAUAAUGACCGAGCGUUCUAUUCGGGUGAAUGAAGACGGUAGCGUGGUCACGCAUGGUGAUUAUCGCCGUAUCUAGACCGAAGUGUGGCCCAAGUACAGGGAUAAUGACCGAGCGUUCUAUUCGGGUGACUGAAGGCGCUAGUAUUGCCGCUGUCUAGCCGUCGAUCUGGCUAAUCUACGGUAUGGAAGUAGCCAGUCGUAGGGUUGGCGGAGUGGUGGGGACCACUCCCCUCCCAGCCAAUUAGGGGAGACUAAGAAGGUGGUGCCACCUGGGCCACAUUCUCCUCGGUUUGCUGGCCAACGCUUUCCUCUCCCUUCUCUAUCUCCUGUGUCGUAGCUGAGCGGCCCUCUGUCCCUCUGCUCUCUUCCCCUCCCCCCUUCUUACUCUCUCCCUCUCCCUCUCCCUCUCUCUCUCUCUGUCUCCCCUCUCUGUGUCCCCCUCCCUGCCGCCGACGUCUCCCUCCGCCUUGCUGUUUGGGUCUCUUGCCCCCGCCCCGCCUUCCCCAAGCUUGUGGGAAGGAUUACGGAAGGCGGAGAGCGCGAGAAACAGACAGCAGGGGCGGCAGGUGAGGAGGAGAGGAGGUGAGCGCGGAGGGGGAAACCUGCGGAGCAGCGUUGCGCCGGAGGCCGUGUGGCUGUGCGCGCGCGCGAGCGAGGAGAGCGCGGUAAAGGGGAAAGGGCAGCAACGAGGUAGCCAUGGCGUCGACAGCUUGCGCGUGCGCUUCCACUGCUGCAGCGACGGCGACGGUAGCCGCUUCCGCCGGCGCCGCCGCUGUCCAGACUCCGCCUGCCCGUGCUCUCGCCUCCGCUUCCCCCAGACUGUCCUUCUCCUCCCCCUCUCUCUCUCGCCAGGCGAAAGCGCCCUUCAAAAGAAUAGCCGGACCCCUUAGGACUGCCCGCUCCUUGAGGCCGAAGGCAAUUGCAGACGAGACGACCACCAGCACCACCACCUCGACCACAUCCGAAGAUGGAUCUUCAGGGAACGAACAACUUGAGGUUCUCAUCAAGGACCUCCAGGAGAAGUGGGAUGCAGUAGAGAAUAAGCAAGGUGUUGCUCUUUACGGUGGCGGUGCCUUGGUGGCAUUGUGGCUUUCUUCGACGAUCGUCUCAGCUCUGAAUAGUCUGCCGCUGCUUCCCAAGGUGUUGGAGCUCGUUGGGUUAGGGUACACCUCUUGGUUUGUCUACCGCUACCUCCUCUUCAAGCAAAGCCGCGAGGAGUUGUCUGAGCUCAUUGACGAGCUCAAGGCGAAGAUCACUGGGACCAGCACAGAUGCUUAGGCUGAGCUCCUGCGUAUGUUUGGGAGAGAGUGGGGUUACGUCCAUCUGUUGAUUCCAAAUACAUGUGAAAUAUGACUUCCGAAAUUUAUUUAUUUCCAUGAAGAGCAUGAAUGAUUGCAGAAACAGAUAACCAAAAGCCGUGUCACGCUGAAGAUCAUUCAUCAUCCCUGGCCACACAAUUUCCUCUUCUCUCUCUCUCUCUCUCUCUCUCUCUCUCUCUCUCUCUCUCUCUCUCUCUCUCUCUCUCUCUCUCUCUCUCUCUCUCUCUCUCUCUNCUCUCUCUCUCUCUCUCUCUCUCUCUCUCUCUCUCUCUCUCUCUCUCUCUCUCUCUCUCUCUCUCUCUCUCUCUCUCUCUCUCUCUCCUCCUGAUACGUUGGGGAAACUCCGACGAAAAACAGUCUGUCUGUCACAGCCCCUCGUUUGCUGUCCUCUUCUCCCUUCUCCCUUCUCCCUCUCUGCCGACGAUUCACGGGGCAGUUCUCUAAGUACUAAAAUGAAUGGUUUCUUUUAGC